CGCCCGGCUCCGCACUCGCUCCUGGUGGCCAAGUCCAGCUGGCUCACUGCGCUCCUGCUCCGGGGUCCCCCAGCGCUCUGGGUCUCCUCCACCUCACCGUGCCAGACAGCGCGGGGCCCGACGGCGACAUGAACGUCCCGAUCUCCGUCCUGGAGGCCCGAGGCCGGCGCUGGGGACCUCUGCUCCUCACCUUUUUCCUGGCGGCGUCCCGAGGUCUGGUGGCAGCCUUCAAGGUGGCUACGCCAUACUCCCUGUACGUGUGUCCCGAGGGGGAGACCAUCACUCUGGCCUGCCAGCUCCUGGGCCCCAUGCCCAAAGGGCAUGAGAUGAACUUCUACAAGACGUGGUUCCGCAGUUCACGGGGCGAGGUGCAGGUGUGCUCAGAGCACUGGCCUAUCCGCAAUGUCAACUUCCGGAAACUUCACCCCUACCAUGGAGGCCACCAGGUCUCCAACACCAGCCAGAAUCUGCUCCUGAGUCAUGGGCUGGAGACGGCCUCUGACCACCAUGGCAACUUCUCCAUCACCAUGCGGAACCUGACCGUGCAAGAUGGCGGCCUUUAUUGCUGCCUGGUAAUGGAGAUGAGGCAUCACCACCCAGAACAUCAGGUCCACGCGGCCAUGGAGCUGCAGGUGAAGAAAGGCAAAGACGCUCCUUCCAAAUGCAUCACAUACCCAUCCUCCCCAGAGGAGAGUGACAACAUCACAGCCGCAGCCCUGGCCACGGGCGCCUGCAUCGUGGGCAUCCUCUGCCUCCCGCUCAUCUUGCUGCUGGUCUACAAGCAGAGGCAGGUGGCCUCGCACCGCCGUGCCCAGGAGUUGGUGCGAAUGGACAGCAGCAACCCCCAAGGAAUUGAAAACCCUGGCUUUGAGGCCCCUCCACCCUCCCAGGGGAUGUCUGAGGCCAAGGUCAGGCCCCCACUGUCCUACGUGGCCCAGCGACAGCCUUCAGAGUCUGGGCGGCACCUCCUCUCAGAGCCCAACACUCCUCUGUCUCCUCCAGGCCCCGGGGACGUCUUCUUUCCAUCCCUAGAUCCAGUUCCUGAUUCCCCAAACUCUGAGUUCAACUAGACCAGCUGAAGGACAGUGUGGGCAGGGAUAUGCUAGGUCUGGGGCAGGUGCAUUUGAGCCAAGGCUGGCCUCCUUGGUCCCUUCCUUCCUGCUCUGAGCCUAUAUUCUGCCUUCCCCCUCUGAGGCCCAGGCAGGCCUCUCAUCCUUCUAAAUGAUGAGGAUGGGAGAAGAUGCUGGGUCACUCAUACUGUUCUCAAGGAUACUGGGAUGCUGGAUCCUCCCUAGAGACUUGAAACUCACCAGCUACAGAUGCCAAAUGACCUACAACCUAAGAAGUCCCAGAAUUCCCAGCCCUGCAGUAGCCUCCCUACCUGGGAUAAGAGUCUUGGGCCCUAGCAGCACUGAUGAAGUGACAUAGGCACUGGGCAGGACUCCCCAGUGCCACCUCACAGACAAGAGACACAAGACAAAAUGGAGAGGGACUUCUGCCUGCUGUUGGCUGACCUGGAUCCACUGUUUGGCCCGAGGCUGCUCUUCUGUUAGCCUCACUGCAAACCUGAGCUCCCCAGCAGGGGUCUGUCUGUCUCCCACCACAGGGCUUCCCCACUGUUUUCUAUCAUCAAUCUGAGGAUUUAUUAAUGGGCUAAGCAAAUUUGGGGUUCCUAUCACCUGUAUUCUGUUUUCCAGGGUUCAGCGGCCAGAGGCAUAGGAAGUGCCUAUUGGGGCCCCGUGGUCACUGUGAGCCAACAGAUGUCUUGAGCAAUCUGAGGCCAGGCUUGAGGCAAGAGGUUGUGCCACCUGUUAUGGAUGGCAGAGGAGGGUGGAGGGCAGAGAGCCCCUUCCUGCCCUCUCACCCCACGACUCCACUGCCUAGGGUGGGUAACAAUAUGUGGAACUGCCAUUCAAGGAUUUUAAAAGCAUGGGAGAAGAGGGGGUGGCCACUGUGAAGAAGAAACAGGACCAGUGGGGAAUGGCACUUGAGAGUGUAGAGGGCAAGGCUGGACACAAUGGCCUCUAGCUUCCAGCAGGACAGGAGCCUGGCACACAGAGGUCAGAGUUUCCAUGAGGACAUCGAGUUUCCUGGCACUGCUAAACUGACCUUAUGUGUUGGAAACAGCACUGUAUCUUGGACUGUAGCAGGCCAGAGUCCACCAGUACCUGGAGAUGGGAUGGGGGAGGGCAGGGAAAGGGUCUGGGCACUGUGGCCUCCUGCUGUGUCUGGGGUGGCAGAUGGAGCCUUCUAGAAUUAAUACCCACUUCUCCAUAGGAAUGAUACCUCCAAGUGGCCAGGACACCCACACCCUGGCUCCUGCUUUGUCUCUAGGGGCCCCCUCUUCUAAGCCACCUGCUGCCAUGGCCACUCCAGUGGUUCUCCCAGCCUGAGGAGGGCCCCUGGGCAGGAGUAGAGGGGUGGAGUAGGGGGGUGGCAGCUGUUGUGUGGCAGGAUUGUACCACCCCCAGGGUUGAACAACAAACCCCACAUGCUAGACCCAGGAAGUAGUGUGGCUUGUCCCCUGGGAGACGACCCUGAGCCCAGCCCUCAGCUUUGGACUUUGAUGCAGAGACAACUUCUAAGAAUGUGGCUACCAGCACUGUCCCCCACCUUCCCCCCAAAGCCUCUCUGCUGCUGCGGGGAGAGGGGAGGAGGCCCUAGCGGAACAGCCACCCCACUUCCUGCCGGGCUUCCUGGUGCACUGCGUGUCAUGGCUUUCCUCUUCUGUGGACCCUGCAAGUAAGCGAGGCUCAUUUCGUGGUUUCCUGUUUUCAGUGAAAUUUACUGUGAGCUCCCGCCUCCAUCUAUCCUGGUCUGCUUGAAGCAGCCCCACAGAUGUCCCUGCUGCUACCGCCAUGGAGGGGCAGAGUUCUGGAACAGCCCCUGAGGCUGCCUGGGAUGGUGUUGUCCCUGGGGGCUGUGACAAGCUGGGGACAGGCAUGAAUAGGGAGCAGCAGGUGCCCAGAGCCUUGAAGCAGCAGCUUGCUCCUGGCACUGGUGGAGGCCCAGGAGGGAAGUCUCUACUUUCAUCUGUCUCCAGAUUUUCACAUUUUGAAAAGCUUUCCAAGGGAAAGCUAGGAUCGAAGCUCCACAAGGAGAAGUUUCUGACAUCAGGGCUGGUCUGACAGGCCAGGAGGCCACUGGUGGCUGCUGUUGGUCACCCUAGAUGCUGUGGUGACAGGCGCUCUGAUGGGCUUGCAAAGUUCCCUGAACUUCCUUCUUAAAAAAACAAACAAACAAAAAAACAAAAUGGCCCUGAGACUGCUCUUACUCCUGUCUACCCACGGCUUCCCUGCCUGCCACAGCGCAGGGCUGGGGCAUAGGGAAGUACGCUGCGGAGAUGGGACUCCAAGGAGGCAGUGAGGCUAGGGGCUGCAGGACCGAUCAACCCCACCGUCUGUCUCUGAGAAAUGUGCUUCCUACAGGUGCCAGCGGAGCCACCUCUGGGCUGGCCUGGAUGGGCUGAGGGCUGAGAUUUGCUCAGGGGACCGCAAUACGUGAAAAGAGGAACCAGGAUGGCCAGCCAGGAUGCGGGGGGCAAAGCUCUACUUGAAAAAACUCAGACCAGCUGAGUGCCUGUCCCAGUCUAGAGAGCACUGGCUCUCUGGCCUCUCCACCGAGCAGUCCCUACUUUGCAUUGUCUCUUCUCUUUCCCCAGGACCAUGGUGCCUCCUUAACUAUUCUGUGAGUCCCGAGGGCAGGGUGUACGUGUGUGUGUGGCAGAGCUGACUAGCUGAUACACAGCCAUUGGUAAAGGCUUGAACAGGAUGUCAUGUUUUCUGGGCCACUCCACCAGCUUCUGGGUCUUUGACAGCAAUCAUGCCUGAGUGUGUGCAGACCAGGGGGACUGACUUCACAACUCUCAUUCUACUGGUAUGGCUUCCUGGAACAGAUGAUGAGAAGGAUCCUGGUAUAUUAACUAGCUCAGUGAGAAAGUGCUAGCAGUGCCUGCCCUGGGUAGACAAAAGGAUGUGGCAGUAUAUGUGUUGUAUCUGUACUUUUUCUGUGAACAUAUUUUUUUAAAUU
This is a messenger RNA of Perognathus longimembris pacificus (Pacific pocket mouse), 4029 nucleotides long. RefSeq names its product V-set immunoregulatory receptor (gene Vsir). The transcript is spliced from 7 exons. Bases 129 to 1070 code for a protein of 313 amino acids. Lineage: Eukaryota; Metazoa; Chordata; Mammalia; Rodentia; Heteromyidae. The record is from RefSeq and is a predicted model, not a curated record. Gene Ontology annotation, cellular component: plasma membrane. Gene Ontology annotation, biological process: regulation of immune response; negative regulation of CD4-positive, alpha-beta T cell proliferation; positive regulation of regulatory T cell differentiation.